Ustilaginoidea virens is the source of this 480-nucleotide messenger RNA. RefSeq lists its product as uncharacterized. The transcript has a single exon. The record is from RefSeq and is a predicted model, not a curated record. Bases 1 to 480 code for a protein of 159 amino acids. Lineage: Eukaryota; Fungi; Ascomycota; Sordariomycetes; Hypocreales; Clavicipitaceae.
AUGCCCGCACCGCUCAGGCGACAGGCGCAACAGCCAGGCCGCGCAGGCUGCCGACAGCCCACGCACGGGUCCGUGAAUCGCGCCCUCGUCCCGCCGUCCUGGACGCUGGGAUCAACACGCGCAGGCACACAGGGGCCAACCGACAGCUCCGUCAAGGGCGCCAGUGAAUCUCGGCCAGCUCGGCCAGCGGCAACGACGUGCGGGAUCUGCUCCGUCAGGGAUCUGCUCCGUCAUGGACGGCCGGCGCAGCCAGCAACAGCCGGUGUUUAUGUCUCGCGCCGCCACCGUCGGCUCGGCUCUCGGGUCAUUGCUCCGUUCUGCUCUGCGCAGCUUCUCCUCAUGGCCGUGGCGGGGAUGGCGGACUGGCUAGCCACCAGGGUUUUUGGACGCGACCGGUGGAGACGUGUUCAGCUUCCUGGUAAAGCGAGGCUGGGGAUGGAUGGAUUCGGCUGGCCGCGGAGGAUAACGAACGGCGUCUGA